Messenger RNA from Diabrotica balteata, 1040 nucleotides. The record is from the annotation of a GenBank genome assembly. NCBI's taxonomy places the organism in Eukaryota, Metazoa, Arthropoda, Insecta, Coleoptera, Chrysomelidae.
CUCUGACAGACAUGUCAUAGGUUAAAGGUUUUUGAAAAUAAUAUUGAACAGUUCCCAUUAAAAAUUUGCUCUCCAGUAAACAUGAUAGAAACUUUAAAAAAGUCAUUAAUUCCUGAAAGAUGUUACAAAAAUUCAAGUAUUUUUGGUUUUUAUAUUGGGCAAGUAAUCGGAAAAGGAGCCUACAGCAAAGUCUGUGUAGCUACUCGCUGUGGCACUAAUCAGAAAUCAGCAUGUAAGAUAAUAAACAAGAACAACCCAGUUGAAGAAUUUAUCAAUAAAUUUGUUGCCAGGGAACUGGCCAUUAUCCGAAUGGUCAAGCAUCGUAAUAUAGUAAAAGUGUAUAAAAUUGUUGAGGCUCCGAGUAAAAUUUAUGUUUUUAUGGAGUUUUGUGAGUUGGGCGAUAUUUUGGAAUAUAUUAAAGAGAAUGGACCCUUUACGGAACAAAAAACUAAGGUAUUGUUUAAGCAGAUUUUGGAUGCUGUACACUACCUACACAAUUUGGGUAUCGCGCACAGAGACAUCAAAUGCGAGAACAUUUUUUUAUCCAACGUUAACACGGCAAAACUAGGCGACUUCGGAUUUGCCAGACAUUGCCAGACCAAAUCGGGCAAAUCUAUCCUCUCAGAUACGUUUUGCGGAUCAGUAGCGUACGUACCUCCCGAAAUGCUGCAAAAGAAACAGUACGAUCCCAAGAAGUGCGACGUUUGGGCUUUAGGGUGCGUCUUGUACAUAUUUUUCUUCGCUCAAAUGCCUUUUGAUGAUGCCGAUACGAGGCGAAUGGUCAAAGAUCAAUUGAAUCGCAACGUCAAGCAUUUGGAUUGGUGUUCUCAUAAUUUGGGAGACUUAUUACUUAGGAUCUUGGAGCCGGAUGUUCACUUAAGGAUAACUACUGGUCAAGUUAUGCGUCAUCUGUGGUUGUAUUCUGUAAAAUGUAAUGACAAAAUGAUGAAUAGGCCUUUUGUCUCUUUAUCUGAUAGUCACUUGAUUUGAAAAUUUUGCAAUUAGUUGUCUAACAUUAUGAAAUAUAUUAUAUAUUCCAA